GGGAAGUAAAAUUGUGCUCCAGCUUGAACAUGGUCGGCUCCAAUGUCUGCUCACCCAUUGGAACUACUCAGUACUCACUCACCACCACCACCAUCAUUUCCAAGAUAUGGUUCCACUACUACUACUCACUCUCACAACCUCACUACCCUCUCCUUUCCAAGACCUGACCAACCCAUCUCCAUUUCCUACUCAUUUGACCAACCACUCAAUUCCACUUCUUAUGCUUCUCUUCUUGACUCCUGUAAAUGCCCAUAUUUGGGGAAGCAGAUUCAUUCUCACUCUGUCAAAAAUGGGUUUUUGGGGCAUGAGUUUGUGGAAACUAAGCUUCUCCAGAUGUAUGGGAGAUGCGGUUGUUUGGAGCAAGCAUACGUGUUGUUCGAUAAAAUGCCCCAAAGAAACUUGAAUGCUUGGACAGCCCUUUUGGGCGUAAAUGUUGAUCUGGGGUUCUUCAGAGAAGCUCUUUCACUCCUUUUAGAAUUUCAAUUUGAGGAUAUGGGGUUGGAUUUUUUUGUGUUUCCAGUUUUGUUUAAGAUUAGUAUUGGUCUUGGGGCACUGGAAUUAGGUAAACAACUCCAUGGGAUUGUAAUGAAAUCUCAGUUUGUUGAUAACAUUUAUGUUGGUAAUGCUUUGAUCGAUAUGUAUGGAAAGUGUGGAAGCUUAGAUGAUGCCAAGAAAGUUUUAGCAACAAUGCCAGAAAAGGAUUGUGUUUCAUGGAAUUCUGUUGUUACUGCUUGUGCUGCCAAUGGUAUGGUGUUUGAGGCUUUGGAGUUUUUGAAUAGAAUGGCUUCGGAUAAGUUAACGCCUAAUCUUGUUUCGUGGAGCGCGGUUCUUGGAGGCUUUUCUCGGAAUGGUUAUGAUGAUGAAGUCAUAGAGUUGUUGUUUAGAAUGCAAGCAGUAGGAUUUGAGCCAAAUGCAAGAACAUUGGCCAGUGUCCUUCCAGCCUGCGCAAGACUACAACGGCUAAGUCUUGGCAGAGAAAUCCAUGGCUAUAUUACUAGGCAUGGAUUUAUGUCAAACCCUUUUCUUGUUAAUGGAUUGGUUGAUAUGUAUAGAAAGUGUGGUGAUAUGAGAAGCGCUAUGGAGAUGUUUUUGAACUUCUCAAUGAAGAGUAGUGUCUCUUUUAAUACAAUGAUUUCCGGGUAUUGUGAGAAUGGUGAUAUCUCAAAUGCCAGGGAAUUAUUUGAUAAUAUGGAAUUGAUGGGUGUUGAGAAGGAUGUAACUUCCUGGAACUCUAUAAUUUCAGGGUAUGUCAGUAACUCCUUGUUUGAUGAAGCAUUGUGUCUAUUUCGAGAAUCGCUUGGGGAAGGGAUAGAACCUGAUUCUUUUACACUAGGCAGUGUUCUUACAGCUUGUGCUGAUAUGAAAUCUUUGAGACAAGGGAAAGAGAUACAUUCUCAUGCCCUUAUUAGGGGUUUGCAAUCAAACACUUUUGUGGGUGGUGCCCUUAUAGAAAUGUAUUGUAGAUGCCAUGAACUACUGGCUGCACAUAGGUGUUUUGAUGAAGUUAGGGAAAGGGAUAUCACUACUUGGAACACUUUGAUAUCGGGCUAUUCUCGCUGCAAUCAAAUAGAAAAAAUCCCAAUAUUUCUUCAAAGGAUGAAGGAAGAUGGCUUUAAGCCAAAUUUAUACACUUGGAAUGGUAUAAUUGUUGGCCAUGUUGAAAAUAAUCAUCUUGAUUUAGCCAUGGAAUUGUUCUCUGAAAUGCAGGCUUCAAAUUUGAAGCCUGACAAAUACACCGUCGGUAUUGUUUUAUCAGCUUGUUCGAGGCUGGCUACUAUAAAGCGCGGUAAGCAAGUUCACGCAAAUUCUAUCAGAUGUGGGAAUGAUUCUGAUGUUUACAUAGGAGCAGCACUUGUAGACAUGUAUGCAAAAUGUGGAAGCUUAAAGUAUGCAUUUUUGGCUUAUAACAGGAUCUCAAAUCCUAAUUUGGUAUCCCACAAUGCCAUGCUUACUGCUUAUGCAAUGCAUGGUUAUGGCGAGAAAGGAAUCGCCUUAUUUCGCAGAGUGUUAGAAGAUGGAUUUAGACCAGACUCUGUGACAUUCCUAUCGGUUCUUUCUUCAUGUGUCCAUGUUGGAUCAGUUGAGUUGGGCUAUGAGUUCUUCGAUUUGAUGAGCUCUUUCAAUGUUAAACCGACGCUUAAACACUAUACAUGUAUUGUCGAUCUUCUAAGUCGAGCAUGUAAACUUAAUGAAGCUUAUGAAUUUACUCAAAGACUGCCAAUGGAGCCUGAUUCGGUUUUGUGGGGUGCUUUGCUUGGAGGCUGUGUUCUGUGUGGUAAUGUUGAGUUGGGAAAAGUUGCAGCACAGAAGCUAAUAGAGUUGGAACCAGAUAAUACCGGAAACUAUGUUGUGUUAGCUAACUUAUAUGCCUAUGCAGGAAGGUGGUAUGAUCUAGCUAAAAUGAGAGAGUUAAUGAAGGAUAGAGGAAUGCAAAAGAGCCCUGGAUGUAGUUGGAUUGAAGAUAGAGAUGAAACUCAUGUUUUUCUUGCUAGUGAUAAAUCUCACAAUAGAGCAAGAGAGAUAUAUGAUACUUUAGAAAUUUUGCAUUUGCACAUGAAAGUGGAUUUUACAACUAGUUUGUGAGUACUUCAAACAUAAUAUUGUGUUAUGGUAUAUACUUACAUUGAUUACAAAUCAAUUAUUGCCUCAAUAUCAGGCAGUUUAAA
Molecule: messenger RNA, 2666 nt
Organism: Cannabis sativa
Lineage: Eukaryota; Viridiplantae; Streptophyta; Magnoliopsida; Rosales; Cannabaceae
Product: pentatricopeptide repeat-containing protein At2g13600
Biological process (GO): RNA modification
Molecular function (GO): protein binding; RNA binding
Source: RefSeq, a predicted model, not a curated record